AAGAGGCUCUUGCGCCAGUCACACUAGCUUUCUCUCGCUCAGACUCUCUUCUACUAUGUUUAUUGCAACUGAAUUGUAGACAGAAUGGUGUACAGGUGUGUAGUGCGCGGCUGCAAGAAAGUGGCUGUGCCAGGGGUCAGAUCAGUACACAAAAUUCCAAGUAAAAGGCCGCUUAGGAAUGAAUGGAAACGCUUUGUGAAUAAGACUCGCCCUGGCUGGACUGGAUCGGAGUCCAGUCGCAUAUGCAGUGAGCAUUUUACUCCUGACAACUACGGGAACUUCCUCGCGUGGCAAAUGGGCAAAGCCCGAAAGCUGGACUUGAAGCCUUCAGCGGUUCCUACAGUCUACCCAGGAGAGGCUGGACCCUCAGGCGAGCAGAGCAGCAGCCUCGUAUCGGUAGACGCCAUAAUUCGAGAGUAUGAUGAGGAUGAGGCUAACAGAGAUACAGUAUACACACCAGAAUCCGUGCAGGACAGUGAACUCUCCAGCAGUGAGUGGGAGAGAAGUGAUGACGACAUUGAAUCGGAGAAGAAGGAUGAUUGUUGUCUAGCUGCCCUGGUUCUGUCCCCUGUAAGCACCCAUAAACGGAGAUUCAGAGUGAAACGAGUGCCACUGGAUCACCACGCUGUUCCCUGCGGAAGCAGCCGCUGCCAUGUGCUGGAGGCCCAAAAGCCCUGUUGUAAACAAUGUAGUGCUGCCGUCACAUCGAGGAUGCCAAGUUGCAGCGCGUUUGCUUGCACUAACCGUACGGGAUCAAAAAAGAGUGAAAGUACUUCAAAGAAGAUAACAUUUCACAAGUUUCCGAAAGAUCUACAAAGACGCCAGGAAUGGAUUCAAAAUCUUUGUAGAGAGAAUUAUAAUCCCUCAUGUCAUGCCACAGUAUGCUCACAACAUUUUGAAGACUCGUGUUUUGACAAAACUGGGCAAACAGUUCGUUUGAAACAAGAUGCAGUACCAACCAUCUUUGCAUUUCCAUCACACCUGAUAAAGCAGCAGAGUGACUGCUCAAACAAUAAAAUGGAGAAUAAAGAUGGCAAAGGGGAGUUGAAGGUGAAGGAUGAACCAGUGGAAGAAUGUGUAUUUGCAGAUAGCAAGGAGAGAGAGAAGGAAUUCUCCGAACUUGGCAACAUAGAGUCGGAGGACCAUCAUCACUCACUCCAGGGCUGGGUAAAUAGUAGUGACCAGGAUGAAUUUGAGGUGAAGGAUGAACCAGUGGAAGAGGAUUACGUUUGUGUCCUUGAUACCAAUGGCACAAAGAUUAAUGAGGAAGAGAUAUCCAGCUCACUCCAGAACACCAGUGCUUUCCUCAUACAACUGCAGCAUUCUAUACGAGAAGCAAACUAUAAGCCUGAUCAGGUUUUUGUUGUGAGCAAGACUGGCCUCUUUUCGAAACGUCUCCCUGGCCAGACAUUUAUUAGUAAGAAAGAGGAGUUAUCUUCAGGCUUAAAGGCCAGAAAUGACCGAUUCUCCCUUCUGCUAUGUGCAAAUGCUUCAGGGGACUCAAGACUAAAACCUUUCCUGGUCUAUCACACUUGUAAGCUAAAGGACCUGAAGGUAACAUCAUUCCAGAUGUUGCCUGUACACUGGAGGUACAACAGAAGAGCUUCUUUGACAGCCAUUUUGUUUGAAGACUGGUUUACCAACUGUGCCAUCUCAGAAAUUUUAGCUUACUGUAAACAGAAAAACAUUGAGGAAAAAGCCUUAAUACUAGUUGAUAGUGUUCUUGGUCAAUCUGACAUUGUCAAUGAAAUUCAUCCAUAUAUAAAGGUAAUAUUCAUGCCAAGUGACAUGCCUCCAGAUCAGUUUGCCAUUACUCAGUUUUUACAGCUCUACACUAAGACCCUCCUACAAAAUAUGCUCAUUUUCACAGAAGGUGGGGAUGAAAGUCAGGUUGAGGACUUUUUGACAUCUUAUAGCAUCAAGGAGGCACUCUUUACCAUCAGAGACAGCUGGACAGCCAUUAAGACUCCAUUUCUCAACAAAUUCUGGAGCUAUGCUUGGCCAGGUAAGACUCAAAGUUUCACUGGACACCUUAAUGCAACAGAGGAAAUUCAAGAGAUUCGGGAUCUAGCAAACGAAUUCCAGGUCAAGGUUUUAUAGACAUCACUGAGGACGACAUUCACAGGCACCUAGAAUCACAUCAGGAAGAGUUAUCAACAGAGGAGUUGGCACAGAUGACCAAAGCAUCUCAAGGAGAAGAUGAUGACCAGCAGGACACUUCAACAUUUUCUGUUCCACCAACAUCAGAAUUGGAGAGCAUUGUGAAGUUGCUCUACAAAACUGAGAGAAACAUAAUAGAGACUGAAUGGAACCCAAAGAGACUAGAACAAAGUUUGCCUCAUCUCAGUAGUAUAAAGGCUAUGUAUAUGGAUAUAUUAAAGAGAAGGAAGAAGAGGUAAUCUCAUUUUUAAGUUUAGAAAUUUGUAUUUGUUAUAAUAGGUAUUCUUUUAUGGAAAUAUUGUAUAAUGAAUGUAUUACACAUUUUUCAUACAGGUCUUUUUACUUAUUUUGUAUAUGUUGAUAAAGACAUUUAUAUUUAUUUUUAA
Penaeus monodon (black tiger shrimp) is the source of this 2546-nucleotide messenger RNA. RefSeq names its product tigger transposable element-derived protein 1-like. The record is from RefSeq and is a predicted model, not a curated record. The transcript is spliced from 12 exons. The coding region runs from base 85 to 2100 and encodes 671 amino acids. NCBI's taxonomy places the organism in Eukaryota, Metazoa, Arthropoda, Malacostraca, Decapoda, Penaeidae. Gene Ontology annotation, molecular function: sequence-specific DNA binding.